Pezoporus flaviventris is the source of this 3574-nucleotide messenger RNA. RefSeq names its product axonemal dynein light chain domain containing 1 (gene AXDND1). Lineage: Eukaryota; Metazoa; Chordata; Aves; Psittaciformes; Psittacidae. The record is from RefSeq and is a predicted model, not a curated record.
CAGUGAUGGGGGAGGGGAGGCUUCAGAAGAGAAUUUAUGGAGGUUAUGAAACUAACAGAAAUAUUAUUUUUAUUAGUAAUAUACUGCUAAGAAGAAAAAGUGGUAAGGUUAAUAACUGGAGACAAAUAUAAUUAAAUCUCUAGCCCACUUACAUGUAUAAAAGAAGCAGUUGUUCUUAAUUUAGUUUGUAGAUGGAAAAGCAAGCACCCCUAUGGAGGGUGUAGCAAAGCAGUGGGGGCUUCUGAACUGACAUACCUGGUGUCAGGUGUAGGGGGAGGUCACAAUGAAUGAUUAAAAAAGCAUGUUAGCCCUGUGAAGUACAAAUGUGGGUUUAAUUCUGUUCCUAGAUCAUUCGCUCCCGCAACUUUCCUUGGCUGGGCAUUAAAACAAAAUAAACAUUCAUCAUGCCCACAACUGGAGUGCCUGUUCCUGGGCAAAAAGCUGAUGCAAGGAAACUGAGCCGUGCCUCGUGGGCAGGGUCUCUCUGCUAUUUUCCGGAGAUGCGCAAGUUGAGGGGUACCCCAAAGAUGCUUGACCACAUCAAGCCUCUUUCUUCUUCCCUGGAGCAUUGUUUUGUUCCAGAAGUUUUCCAAAGCCUGACCUGUGCCAGCAGUUCUCUGUACAGCCCAAAGUACUUCCAGUCCCCACAAACUACCAAACCCCCGAUGGGCUUCAGGGGCUGCCUGCAAACACCAGAUUGGCUUUGGCAUUAUCCUAAUCGUCAGAGCAAGUUCAGACAUCUGACAGACCACCCUGUCAGUUUGACAGGCGCUGGAGGGGAUGUCUCUUACCUGUGUGACACUGUGACUGGCCAACAAGCUAAGAAAGCAGUGCAAGUCAGAAGGUCUUUUUGUGAGGGUCAUCAGGACCGGAGAGGGAGCCGUGGUACAGUCCCACUCACUCCUAGAGCAAGCCUAACAGGUAGUCUGAUCCCUGAAGAAUUUCAAAUUGUGAGGAACAGAGGAGUUUCGCCCUUGAAAUACUUUGAUGGUAAAUAUUCAGCACUUCUUGAAGAUCGUGAAAAGAAACUACGUCUGUUCCCAUCCCUGAGACCUCCUGGGAGGUUAGAGGUCAUCCAGCUGAUGCAUCUGAUGGACAGCAUGUCAGAAAAAGCUGGGGUAGAUAAGCUAAUCAGAGUAACAGGAUCUUCACAGCUGCACAAUAUGCUGGAGCUGCUGAAGGCGGAGCAGAACAUCUACAACAUCAUUUUCCAUGAGCUGAUUUGGCAGGUCAGUGUGGACUGCGUGAGAGGACAGCUGCUAUCAAAGCUCAGGCAGAGGUAUGUGAGCCUCCUGGAGCGGAUCCCUGAACAGAUGAAGACUCUCUACAAAAGAAUGAUGUUGCAGCAGUUGGUCAACAGACGUAUUACAGAAGAACUACUCUAUUUCAAAGAAUCUGUUGGACAGCUGUCUAGUGAGCUGAAGGUAUGAGAACAUUACCGCAAGGUGACUGAAGAAGCAGAAAAAGCUCAAGAGGAGCUACAUGCAGCCUGUGCAUGUAUUUCAUUGUCUUUCUCUUCCAGGCUUUUGGAAGAGUAUCAGGAGUUAGACACGUUACAGAGAAGACUACUAGAAGAGCAGGCUCUAUUGCUAGCUCAAGAGAGAGACACCUGGAUCGCAGCCAGGUAUGACCUGGCUCAGAAGAUAAUAGACAGAAACCAGCUCACAUUGGUUCACCAGCUCCAUGUUGGUGGAAAAACAUUGACCAGCGUUCUCAAACAUUUCAUAAACCUCUUGACCUCAAAGGACACAGAAGACCCGACUGAUUUGCAGGAAAAGACAGAGCAGUUCAGGGAGAGAUAGGGUCAUAUUGGAGCAGAAAUAGAGCGUUCUGAGGAGUCCACCCAGAGAAAACUGUAAACUGUCUGCAGCAGCUUCCACAAGCACCUUCAAUACUUCCAUAGAAGUGACUCCUCCUCUCAGAUGAAUGAAAAGCUAUUAGAUGAAAUCCUAUCAGAAAUCAAGAACUUGAUAAAUAUGCUAAAAGAAGACCUAGAGCAGUACACAGGGGAGGUGCACCUAAGAAAGACUGAAAGUCUGAAGAGCACUGCUGGCCUGCUGGAGUACUGGACAAAGCUGGGACAAACGGUGAUAAAUCGACACCGGGAUUUAACUGAAGCAUUGCCUCUACAGAACACUGCCCUGGAAUAAAUAAAACAAAGGGCAUGCGAACUUCACAGGCAAUACAAUAUAAGGAUAAAUGGAAAUAAUGGCACAUCUAAGUUUUUGACAGCCUUGGUGAAAAGUAUGGAAGAUUGGUUAUUCAAGGUGCAAAAGCUGAAGCAAGGUUCUGGCAUGCACAAAGCUGAGCUGUGUGCAUUUUAUCAGAAGAUUCCUGCGUGGCUGGGCCAGGUGGAUGCAGUGAAGAAUUGUGUGGGCUUCAGGCAGUUGCAUGAAGCUGAGAGCGAUCAGAAAUCACACUUUCCGGUGGUACCUAAUGUUUUUUUUCAUAUGAUUCAGCAAUGGGUUCUGUCCAUGAAUAAUGAGACUGAGAAGAAUGUCACACAUGCAAAUGAAAAAGUGACUGAACUGGACAGAAACCUGACCCUGUGGCUGGUGGAUUUGCUGAGACACAUGACAGCGGAACGCUUGUCCUGUGAGUGUCCCCAGUGGCAGGAGUCCGGUACUGAGAUGAUGGACAAGGAGCCCAGGCCUCUGAGGGCUAGUAAGCUGCAGCAUGGAGAUGAAGAGUUGGUUGCAGAGAUGUGCAGACUUGCUGAUUCUGUAGACAGCUGCUGUCGCGAGACAGUCAAUUAAAUUGUUCAAAAGAAACGGUCAGAGAAAGAUUUAGAAGCUGAUUUUGAGCUGGAGGAGCUGAAUAAGAUCAAGACUGAGUACUGUAAUUGGAUUCAAGUGUGUAGUCAUCUUCUUUCAGAGAUCAAAGGCACUCCAGUCUCCUGUCUGGAUUUAGAAGAACUGAGAAAUCUCUUUGGAUCAGAGGAAUUGCAAUUGAAACUUAAGCUUAAGGACACCGUCAUUUCUUCAACUCAGGAAGAGUCUGAAUCUGAAAAUGCCAUCAGCAAAACGAAACCCAUAACAGAGGACAAACCAUUAAAAGUAAAGGAGGAAAUAGCCAUCAUGCAGCAUCCAUGUGCUGGUAUGGAUUUUCUGAUUGAGGACAAUGAAGCUACUGCAGACGUGAUCAGAUAUUUAGGGCAUGACUCCAGCGUCCACCUGAAGUCUCUGAAAUCAGGCAUCAUUACAGUUACAGGGAGAGAGAUGACUGCCUCCAUGCCAUCAAGUCCCUUUUCUCAGAAAGAGUUUGAAGCCCUAGCAAUGAUGGAAUAUCUGCAAGCGCAACUCCUAGAAAGAGAGAUCCGUGCUCAAAAUGCAGAGGAGAGAUCUGAAGGUCUUGAAGAAAAGCUGGAAGCAGCUCUGCAGAGAAUCUAAGACCUAGAGGGUGAGUUGGAGAAAGAGGGGAAAGUCAUCCCAGAAGUAACACACAAAGAAGGGCAAGAAGAAUGUCUCCAAGAAGGCAUCUCGGAAGUCAAGGCCUGCUCAAGUCUCAAAGCUUCUACCUCUGGCCAGUUCAAGGGCUCCGGAAAAGAACAACAUUAAAGAAUAGCAAUGCCCCA